UCAGUCACUUCUCUCUCUCUCUCUCUCUCUCUCUCUCUCUCUCUCUCUAGAUUUCUCUCAGUUCCUUCCAGCCAUGGCGAUCGAGUCUCUGCAGCUCUCGAUCCUCAUCGCAGCCAUCUUCUUCUCCGCAACCACGACCUCCAUGGACGAAGAUCUCUUCGCCUCGCCGCAGUCUCAAGCGCGGCGGCCGGAGCUGAUCCGUGACGACUCGCUCUCGCCGACCUCGCUCCUCGAGCCCAUCCUCUCCCACCUCGGCUUCCACGACCUCGCCAUGGCGGUCCCCUCCCUGACCGACUCGCCGUCGUUCACGACGUGGAACGGUCCCUCCACCCUCUUCGCCCCCUCCGACUCCUCCCUCAAGUCCUGCGCCUCCUGCUCCGUCCCCCGCAUCCUCAGCGAGCACAUCGUCCCCGGCCUCUUCAGCUUCGGCUACCUCCAGAAGCUCGCCUUCGGCACCAAGGUCGAGACGAUGAGCCCCGGCCACUGCCUCACCGUCACUUCGGCCACUCACCGCGUUACCAACACCACCAGGAUCUUCAUCGACGGCGUCGAGAUCUCUCGCCCCGACAUGUUCAACAACGGAAUCGUCGUCGUCCACGGCCUCGAAGGCUUCAUCGCGCCGCUGUCCCCUUUCUCCUGCAGCAUCGAGAAGAUGACGUCCCUGGCGUUCCCGUUCUCGCUCCCGCCGCCGGUGUCCUCCUCCUUCUCUCCUUCGCCGCUCAUGCGCCUGAUGCUGCGCGACGCGGUGCUGCGCCUCCGGACCAGCGGCUUCGGCAUCCUGGCGCUCGCGAUCAAGAUCAAGUACCCCGAGCUGGUGAAUCUCCAGAACGCGACCAUCUUCACCGUCGACGACUUCUCGAUCUUCACCGGCGCGAUCAGCUACGUCAACAACGUGCGGUUCCACAUCGUGCCCAACCGGUACCUCGCGAUGGCCGACCUGGAGAGACUGCCGGCGGGGACGGUGCUGCCGUCCCUGGAGGCGGGCCAGUAUCUGGCCGUGACGACGGCAGGUGGGCCGGCGACGAUGAGGAUCAACUACGUGAGGAUGAAGAGCCCCGACGUGAUGAGGAAUCAGAAGGUCGUGGUGCACUCCUUGUUCCUGCCGUUCCCUCAUCUUCACCCGGCGUCCCUCGAUGGACUGAUCAACGGUCAAGAUCACGUCGAGGAGAACGUCGCCGCCGCUAACCAGGGCAUGAAGGACUCGUGCGCUGCUCUUGAGGAGAAUGGAGGUUGCGAGGUGAUUCCUCCAUGAAAAUUUCCACUGUUUGUGACGCUUUCUUUUGCCGCCUUAGGUCAUUUCUACUUUCCCGCUCCCCUUGGUGCAGAGUCGUUCAGGGUGCUUUCGGUUUUUUCGGUCUCCUUUCUUUUUUUUUCCUUUGAAUUGUGGGACUUGCUUCAAUAAAAAUUGAACUGCAUGCCGAGGAAUGAGUGGGUAACAUCAAAUUCUGCUGUUUACGGCCUGUCGAUUUGCUAGUAGAGGAUGGACUUUGAUGCCUUCUUUUGUCUAUCCGUUUCAUCCGCUGGCAGUUUAAUACCUUAUAGACCUUUGGAAAAACGCCAUACAGGGAACACACAGUAGUCCAAACCACAAAUAAGAGUAGAUCACCAGAAAGAUUCAAGUACGGCUCGUUGCCGUGCUUUGGCCUUGAAAAAUCAAAGCUUUCGACCAAAGACAUCACCACAUGGAAAAGAGCAGAA
Messenger RNA from Eucalyptus grandis, 1698 nucleotides. RefSeq names its product fasciclin-like arabinogalactan protein 21. The transcript has a single exon. Bases 74 to 1252 code for a protein of 392 amino acids. The record is from RefSeq and is a predicted model, not a curated record. NCBI's taxonomy places the organism in Eukaryota, Viridiplantae, Streptophyta, Magnoliopsida, Myrtales, Myrtaceae.